Messenger RNA from Bacillus rossius redtenbacheri, 7232 nucleotides. RefSeq names its product protein dimmed-like. The record is from RefSeq and is a predicted model, not a curated record. Gene Ontology annotation, biological process: axon development; sensory organ development; positive regulation of transcription by RNA polymerase II. The transcript is spliced from 7 exons. Gene Ontology annotation, molecular function: protein dimerization activity; E-box binding; DNA-binding transcription factor activity, RNA polymerase II-specific. The coding region runs from base 363 to 1040 and encodes 225 amino acids. Gene Ontology annotation, cellular component: nucleus. Lineage: Eukaryota; Metazoa; Arthropoda; Insecta; Phasmatodea; Bacillidae.
CCACGACGCGGUACUGUGCGCGCGCAGCCUAGCAGCCUCGUGUCGGAGGCCACACGUGUAGUGAGUGCGACACCCCAGCAGCGAAGACCUGUCGCUGCUUGGAGCCCUUGUCGCUGCUUGGAGUCCUUGUCGCCGCUUCGAGCCCCGGCGAUGCGCCACUCUGCCGCGGGGAGCGCUGGUGCGUUGUAGCCUGGCGUCCCAGCAGGCAGUGCGAGCAUACAUGCUGAGGACGCUGGCCGAGCACGGGCGCAGACGGGAGACAGCGCACCGCCAGCUCACGGGAGAAGAUGAAGCAUAAACCAGAAGCCUGCUCCUAGGCGUGGCCCGGACAGCAGACCCGCAGAGUGGCCGACGGCGCGGCGAUGCGCUCCACUGAGAGGAUGUCGGGCUCGGAGGAGGGCUCCAGCAGCAGCCCCGACCUGGACAACAGGUCGGCCUUCUGGCCCGAGGACGACGAGGAGCUGGAGGUCGAUGACAUGCUCCUGUGCUCCGAGGACUCGGGCGGCAAGCGCGGCCACUGCAAGGCGCAGCAAGACUGCUCGGACAGCUCGGGCAGCGAGGGCCCGUCGCUCUCACGCAGCAAGCAGCCACGUGCCAAGAGGAAGUGCGGCGGAGGCAGCGGGGGCGGCUCCAGCAGCGGUCGCCGCCGCAAGUCGGGCGUCUCGGCGCGCGAGCGCAACCUCCGCAGGCUGGAGAGCAACGAGCGGGAGCGCAUGAGGAUGCACUCGCUGAACGAUGCGUUCGAGCAACUGAGGGAGGUGAUCCCGCACGUGAAGAUGGAGCGCAAGCUGUCCAAGAUCGAGACGCUCACCCUCGCCAAGAACUACAUCAUGGCGCUCACCAACGUCAUAUGCGAGAUGCGCGGGGAGGAGAAGCCAUACACAUUCCUGGACGUGGACUGUGGCUCGAACGCCAGCUCGAGCGGCAACCUGAGCGGCGGCGAGCAGGGCGCGGAGGAGGACCUGGAGCCCAACAACAACAACCUGUAUCAGGAGAACCUGGAGCGUCGGACGUUAGCCGCUUCUUCCUCGGACCUGUGAGAGGAGGGUGUCGCGACUUGCCUGGUGCGCCCGAAACACUCGUGUUCUUCUACUCACGGCUGACUCAUCGCUGCGCUACAAAACAGCUUUUUUCAGGAGAACUUGGAGCGUCGGACGUUAGCCGCUUCUUCCUGGGGCCGGUGUAGUGAGCAUGUUGCAACUUGCCUGGUGUGCCAGAAACACUCGUAUUCUUCUACUCACGGCUGACUCAUCGCUGCGCUAUGCAACAGCUUGUAUCAGGAGAACAUGGAGCGUCGGACGUUAGCCGCUUCUUCCUGGGGCCGGUGUAGUGAGCGUGUUUCAACUUGCCUGGUGCGCCAGAAACACUCGUAUUCUUCUACUCACGGCUGACUCAUCGCUGCGCUACAAAACAGCUUGUAUCAGGAGAACUUGGAGCGUCGGACGUUAGCCGCUGCUUCCUUGGACCCGUGAAGUGAACGUUUUGCAACUUGCCUGGUGCGCCCGAAACACUCGUGUUCUUCUACUCACGGCUGACUCAUCGCUGCGCUACAAAACAGCUUGUAUCAGGAGAACUUGGAGCGUCGGACGUUAGCCGCUGCUUCCUUGGACCCGUGAAGUGAACGUUUUGCAACUUGCCUGGUGCGCCCGAAACACUCGUGUUCUUCUACUCACGGCUGACUCAUCGCUACGCUACACAACAGCUUGUAUCAGGAGAACUUAGAGCGUCGGACGUUAGCCGCUUCUUCCUCGGACCCGUGAAGUGAGCGCUUUGCAACUUGCCUGGUGCGCCCGAAACACUCGUGUUCUUCUACUCACGGCUGACUCAUCGCUACGCUACACAACAGCUUGUAUCAGGAGAACUUGGAGCGUCGGACGUUAGCCGCUUCUUCCUCGGACCCGUGAAGUGAGCGUGUUACAACUUGCCCGGUGCGCCCGAAACACUCGUGUUAUUCUACUCACGACUGUCGCGUCGCUGCGCUGCAUGAGGACAGGUGUUUGGGAAGUGAUGCGUGUGCCCGCCUUGAAGGAUUUGAAACAUGAAGUUGGAGCCGAAUAAUUUGUAUGAAUAUGGCUGCACAGCGUUAAACUAGUAAGACUGAUUUUAAAAAUAAAUAAUUAAAUUUCUUUGGACUAUCAUAUUAAAAUGAAUUUUUAAUAAUGCACUCAAAAUACUCAUAUUAAAACUUUUAUUUCAUGUAGUGAGAUUACAAACAUAGACACACUACUGGAAGAAAGCUUUUAUAACGAAGAAACCAAAAUUAAAUAAUGGACUAAAACAAUUUUUUAAGCCCUAAAAUAACGUGCAGCUAUUUUUGAACGCAAAGAAUGACGCAUUAUCAUUCACUCAAUCUGGAAUUAUGAGUAAGCUUUUAGAUUAUUUUUUUCCAUUUCUUCGUGCAUUAGGUCUCUUUACAUACUACAACAUUGAUGACAUGAUCUUGUGCUUUCCUGAUAGGUGAAACGUUUUUCAACAGAACUCUUUUAAUGCCUGUUUGAAAUGGUUGACAAGACGACUUACUAUAAAUUAUGAAAAAAAAAAAAAAAACUUAAUAUGUGGAAUACUUAAAUAAAGUCUGCUUUUAUAUAAAUAGAAAACUGUGCGCAUAAAAGGACAUCCAUUUAAAAAAUAUAUUACCAUAAGUGCCUUUUUUUCUGCGUUAAGUUUAUUUUAGACAUGUAGGCUACGUGAUACUUAGGCUUGUUGGAUGUUUCAUACGCAACACAGUGGAGUGCUAGCUAACUUCCUUCUGCUGAAAUAAUUGCUUUCGGGGGCGGUUUAAGGUUUAAAAACUUUGCAUUUGCACAUAUAAAGGACGCAAUUCGUUUGUGGUAUGAAUACGUCUGUUAUAAACUUAUAAGUUUAAAAUACUGGUUCUCCUGGUUUGGUUAACUACUUUGAAGUAAUUCAGUUUAAACCCACAGUGUGACAUUGUAAUGUUUGUGAAGAUUUUAUGUGCCUACUGUACAGUAUUUACACUAUUACACAGUUACCACGUACAAUUUAAGUUCACAUUUCAGUGUCAAUAUGUGGAUCGUGAGGUUGAUUCUCAUUGCAUAAAAAUGUACUUAAAUACUUGUUAUAAUUAUGUGUUCGUUUUAUAUUGUGUUUAGCGUUGGACUAGGUUGCUGUUGUGUCUUCCAACGGUUGCGAGUGGCUGCCUCUAAACUAACAAGGGAACUGAUGAUGCCAUACAUAGUGUGUGUGAGAGAGCAUCCUUCAAGAUGCGGGCAAGUUUCCAUAGUCACAGCACGAGUUUGCUUCGCAGUGAGUCACUUAAUUGCGAAGAUACCAAACGGUGCUGCACGAUGUUAAUUUUCAUUUGAAAACGUUGACAAUGAUUCAGAUUAAAUAGUCAUCUCACAUUUAAAACUAAAAAAAAAGUUUGUAUGCAAGCAAGGCAAUACAGGUACAUAACGCAACUAUUAAUGCUGCCCUACUUUUCAUAAUUGCGUGUUAAUUUAUUUUGAUUUUUUAUCACUAAGCAACAAUGAUUUUCAAAUGUAAAGUGUUCCUGACCUUUAAAAAUGUACUUAUUCAAAAUAUAGUUUGUAAGCUCAACACACAGUUUCAGCAAAAUAGACGUUUUACAUGUUAUUUUUCCAAAAGUUAAAUUGACACAAAAAAAUUUAUUACUGUACAUAUUUUCGAAUUACGUGUCCCACUUAGUGUUAAAUGCUUCUGGAAUGCGUUCUGACUUUAUUUUCUUGAGAAUAAUUUGGAACUGUCACUGUAAACACUUUUACUGAUGUGUACCAAUAAUUAGGUUGCCAGAAGUCAUAUUUUAAAAGGGGACUCCUGUUUCAAAUAUGUGUCUAUUACUUGAUUACAAGAAAAGCUAAUACUAAAAGCCCAAUUGUACUAACUGGAAUCUUGCGUGAUAUAUGAAAUGAUUUAUGUAUUUUUAUAAUACAUACCACAGGAAGUAAUUUAUUUAAGUUUUCGGUACUUGUUCCAACAAUUAUUUAUAUUUGUGUUGGUUUGUUUUAAAUUUUUAUUUUUGUAAUAAAAAUAUCAUCCAUGCUAUAAAUUUCUUUGAUUAAUUAUUUAUUCAUUUAACUUGCAUUUUAUUAAAAUUUUAAUGUUAUGUAUUAAAAUAUAAUUUGAAAAUCUUUUUAAUAAAGUUCUUCAUUUUCUCGAAUGGAUGUGAAAUGCGCCAAAAAUAAGCAUUAAUUUAGUUUUUUUAUUAAGUCACCUCUAGAAAUAUGUAUCAAACGAUGUUAAAAAUUAUAAAAUAGCCAUCAUAGGAGUUAGCAAACAAAGAUUCUUUUUAUUUAUUUAUUUAUAGUUGUGUUUUAUGUUGGGUCAACCCUUCAAAUACAUUUACUGAACAAUCCAGUAAGUACAGCAAUGCAUCAUACAGACAAUGCGUCGAACAGAAAAUCCCUUAGCAUACUCCUGAUAUUAGUACUGGUCUAUAUAGCUAUUUUAAAUUUGAGCUAAGGCAGUUACUGAAAAUUAUAUUACCAGUUCCAAGUAUGUUGGACUAUUAUCUUCAGAUUGCUUGAAAAUGUUUUGAAUCUAUUUAAAUGUAUUUUUUUACGCUACAGUAGUCGAUUAUUUAUUUAUUUUUUAAUAAAGAAAUAUUCACAUUUUUCGAAAGUAGUCUUUUGAAAUUUCCCAUACACGAUUACACGAUUAUUAACUUCAUGAGUCACUCAUUAGUAACGUCGUGAAAAAUUAUAAUUCCCUCCAAUGUGCCUUACGUUAAUAAACAACUAUUCAACUACAUAAUAUAAGGAUAUUAAACGAUAAAAAAAGUUUGAAACGCCCUUAUUUUGGAGAUACGUUUUUAAAAAUUAAACAUAAUGUUUUAUUAAAUAAUAAAUCAAUUGGCUGAACGGCAAAGUAUUAAAAACAUUUAAAUAAAAACAAAAAUAUAAAAUGUUCAUUUUCUUUUCUCAAGUAAAAUCAUUACUUAAAUUUGUGUGUGUAAACGUUGAAGUUCUAAUCGUCUACUAGUCCCUGAGAUUUUUGUGUGGCAAUCAAUUUUCUUUUAAACUUAAACCAUGAAUAAAAUUUCGCUCAUUAAAUAUGAUACAAUUGUUGUACCGGAGCGCACCUUAUCAAAAAUCCUGGCUACGACCCUGUAUCGAGUCGACUCGAACUUGAGUGUUCCACAACUGUCUCUGUGCCGUGAACACUACAAGAACUGCAAGGUUACCAUCACACUAACGAUCUUCAGAUAAACUAUAGUUUGUGCUACGAACAGUCCGCGAAGAAAAAAUUUUUCUGCGACGGAACUGCAUCAUUGAGUAGAUAAUCUUAGCUUAGCGCCGCUAAUACCCACACACCAGGAAACCUCGUUAGAUAACUUAAAUUUUUGUUCGCUCUAAAAUAAAAAAGUGCGGUGGUGACUUAACAUUACGCCGCCAUCGAGAACGUUAGUCGCCGUCGUCUCCGUCCGUCACGUGACCCGCAGCCAAUCAGAUGGCCCGAAAAUCUCUAUCCGCCCGUCCGUCAGAAGCUUGGCAGGCUCUUAGCUCUUGACGGGCAGACGGAGGGAUGACAUCCAUGUUUCUGGCCGCGGCAGUCAAUUGUCACCAGAACAGAGUCCUGUGUUGCCUGUACAGGUCGUCCAGAUGUCCCGUGUAAUGACAUUGCGGUUCUUAAAACUCACGUCCAAACAAUUUCAAUCACGACUCUGGAGUUUCCGAGGAAAUGCUGAAAACAAUACGUGCAAAAGCAAGACAUGAAUAGCAAACAACAUCUAUACGAAUCUCCGAGAGAAAAAAUAAAAACAUGAAUUGUUGGCAGCACUUAUUUUGAGAAAAUACAUUGUGUACAUUAAAAGAAUGCCCCAGUUAUAAAUUUUUGUAGUGUCAACUAACUGUAAGCGUUGCUUCAAGGUCACGAAGAGUUACUCAAACAGUUUUAGAUUCUGACGGACGGAUGCAGUCAAGUUGUAAAUCGCGUGGCUGGAUGCGUGGCGUAUUUGUUAUAGGUAUCAACAGUAAUUUAAACAUGAAAAGCUUGGGAACAAUACUUUCAAAAUAUCGUUAAUCCACAAACUGUGGAUUUUCGCCUAAAUUCUUUGUUUAUCUCAAGCGAAAUUUCUCAACACGGCUUGUAGUUAGUGGUGUUAUUGUGGAUUUCUUUCAAUCUUGCUAAGAAUCGAGUAACUGUAUUGAAUGUGAUAUUUUAUGUAGUCCAAAAACUAAGUUUUAGUUACAAUUACCUUGAAAGUCAAAAAGUGUCUUGUUCAAUAACUUAUAGAUACAUCUUGUUGAUGAUAUAAUAAUAUAUUUUAUAUUCAUAGUUUAAAUAUUUUGGAAUAAUACGUAAUCAUUUUAAGAGGAAAACCAUACAUAUCAUUAUAAUCAUUCCUCAGAAACAUAUAUUACAUUUGAAGUAAGUACUGAGUACUUUUGUAUACUGUUGUGGUCUUGUUAAGUUGAAAAAAAAAUAGUCGAAGAGAAAAUUUAUGAAUCACUGUCAUGUACAAUGAUUAAAUUGUGGGAAGAAUAAAUCAUAUGGAAAAAAAAAACAUUUGUUUUAAUUUCCAGUACGCUUUCCCCAGUGUGCCUCUUCCUCUAUCUUUCCCUGUAUUCUGGACUAAUCAUUGCCAAAUAACUUUUCUGUUUUUCUUGUAAUUUCACCUAAAGAAGUUUUCCAGACGUUGGAACGAACUGAACCGCUCAAUUUGAAGAGUUCUGGAAUUAAUUUUGGCUUUACAAAAUCGGAAGAGUUAGUGAAACUUUUUUUUAUCGUGGGCUAUAAUGAAUGUAUAUGUAUAAUUCAGGAUAUAAAACUAAUGUAUAACUUAACUGAAAAUAUGGAUUCCAGACGAGAACCAUCCAACCACAUCUACCAUAUCGCAGUCCAGAUUUAAGGGUCAGGUCCUCUAAUGAGCAGGCCUUAAGGGUGAAACAGCAAGUGAGGUUUAAGGAAGUGGUAGAUUCAACUAUUUGUUAAAGGAGGAUGGUUUUGGUGAAUAAGAGUUGGGGGGGGGAGGAUAUUUCUGUAUCUCAUGGGCCUACAUGAUACGUCUAAGUUCUGUCAAAUAAUAUUUUGUGUGCGUGUAUUAUAUUGUCCUGAUUAUACAAUUUACUAAUAUAAAAUCCAGCAAAGUCAAAAAAUGAACAUAAAAUUUACAAAAUUUAAGAAGGAACUUCUGUAUAACCACCUCUACAUCAAAGUAUAUACAAUAAGUUUUAUUUGCCCCCUUCCCUUCCCCCUUUUUCUACCAACACACCAUAACACACCUGCUCGGACACCAACACUGGACUCUA